Micropterus salmoides (largemouth bass) is the source of this 1666-nucleotide messenger RNA. RefSeq names its product nucleoside diphosphate-linked moiety X motif 17-like. Gene Ontology annotation, biological process: NADP+ catabolic process; NAD+ catabolic process. Lineage: Eukaryota; Metazoa; Chordata; Actinopteri; Centrarchiformes; Centrarchidae. Gene Ontology annotation, cellular component: cytosol. Gene Ontology annotation, molecular function: NADH pyrophosphatase activity. The coding region runs from base 756 to 1649 and encodes 297 amino acids. The transcript is spliced from 9 exons. The record is from RefSeq and is a predicted model, not a curated record.
AGGCUCUUUCAAACAAAAAUAGUUCAAUUUGUAGUUUUUGUAAAAAAAUUUAAAAAAGUAAUUUUAAGUACUUUUUUAGGGCCUAACAUUUUAACAUGGGCCACGUGUACUCACAGGCUUACUGAUCAUUUACAAAGAAACUGAGGGUGAAUAUGUACAUAUCUAUGUAAAACAUAAAAAAUAAUUACUUUAUGCACAGAACCGACAAAGACACUAAUGUGCAGAAACACCCAUCCGCCAAAUGCGGGUGGAUUUUCCGUUUGGCGGCCAAAUGUUAGAAAGCUACCUGCCGCAUUGGCGGGUAAAUGUACUCUGCUUAUAAAUUUGACAGCAGCAGACCGGCGUGCUUGCUGGUUGUGAGUCGCACUUAAAUUGAUCCCCGAUGUACCAAGGGAUCUAAAUUAUUGGGCGUGUUAGGGGCGUUCACUGGUUGUUCUUUUCCUGUUACUUAUGUUUGAUUGGCGUUGAUUUGUAAGGGGGUGGACGUUAGGCGACAGGAGUCUGGAGGGGAGCGUGGGAGUGUAGCCGCUUUCAUGCAGAGAUCAGUGCAGAAAGAAUAUCUGCGUUUAUGUCGCAUUCGCGUCUUCACACUGAACAACAGUUUGCAGCUUUAUCCCGUGUGAAAAGGCCUUAAUCCUGCAACCAUGUGUGCUUUCACAUAGCGGUCCGGCUUUACGGCGUGUCGGCUGUGGCUUUUCACAAACAGAUCGUCUGUCACCAACUUUUCCUGCUGAGAGCUGAGGUGGAGAAGCAUCAUGGACAAAGUGAGGAGGAUCCUGGUUUAUGUUUGUAAGGAGCGAGCAGCUCCACAGCGAGCUCAGUUUGUUCAGAGUAUAACGGCUCACUUCAGUGACGGCGGUGAGGACGAGGUGGAGGUGAACUGCUCUCUGGAGAAAAACCAGUUCAUCCUUUACAGAGGAGACAAAGGACGAGGGAUUCCUCUGAAGAGGCCCGCCUUCUGUCCCAUCAAACACCUGUCAGCCACGGAGGCAGCUGCGAUCCCACUGGACGUUCAGCAGCGUGGAAUAGAUGUGGGCGUGGCUAUACUCCUGCAGACAGCCAAUCAGAGAGUGUUGUUGACACGACGGUCGAAGGAGCUUCGUAUAUUUCCCAACGUCUGGGUCCCUCCAGGUGGCCAUGUUGAGCCAGAUGAGACGCUGCUGGAUGCCGGCCUCAGGGAGUUAGAGGAGGAAACCGGCCUGAAACUGAAACCUGAGGAAGUUUCUCCAAAAAUACUGGGACUCUGGGAGUCAGUGUAUCCUCCCAUGCUGUCCAGAGGACUUCCUCAGAGACAUCACAUAGUCAUCUACAUGCUGCUGCACUCCUCCCUCUCUCACCUGCAGCUACAGGCCUGUCUGAGCCCGUCUCCUGCCGAGGUCAGUGCCUGUCUGUGGGCCGACAGCCGGCUGGUCGGAGCCGUCGUGUCCUCCGUGGACAGAGAGGACGCCGAGGUUUGUCUGGACGACCUGCCGAGCAGCAUCAGUGUGUCGCAGGUUUCCACAGAGGGAGCCCUGACUGACUCCACCCUGCCUCUGACGGUGCUGGUCAGCCGGGCGCCGGUCAGCGGCCCGGACGUGGAGCGGGUCAGCACCGGGACCAAGUACGCCCUGGAACUGUGGCUGAGAAGCCUGGAGACCCCCGUCCUCUGACCCCCACUGGACCGGGA